Messenger RNA from Zingiber officinale, 744 nucleotides. RefSeq names its product mannose-specific lectin-like. The record is from RefSeq and is a predicted model, not a curated record. The transcript has a single exon. Lineage: Eukaryota; Viridiplantae; Streptophyta; Magnoliopsida; Zingiberales; Zingiberaceae. The coding region runs from base 42 to 557 and encodes 171 amino acids.
UCACUUGAGUGAAGUGAGUGAUCUCCGAAGCUUAAUUAACCAUGGCUGCCCUUGUCAUUCUCUCUGCUGCUCUCCUCCUCGGCCUCCUCCUGCCUUCCUCCAUGGCCGACAACGUUCUCUAUGGAGGCGACACGAUGAACGCCGGCCAAUCCCUUACCCAAGGGGGCUAUACCUUCAUCAUGCAGACCGACUGCAACCUGGUGCUUUACGACAGCGGCCGGGCCGUGUGGGCCUCCGGCACCGAUGGCCGAGGCCGCAACUGCGUCCUCCGCAUGCAGACCGACGGCAACCUCGUCAUCUACGAUGGCAACAACAGGGCUGUUUGGGCGAGCAACACCAGCGGCCCACGGGGCAACUUCGUCCUCAUCCUUCAACGUGACCGCAACGUCGUCAUCUACGGCUGUCCUAGGUGGGCCACCAACACCAACACCGCCAAUUCCGAAGGCGUCCUGAUCGUCAAAAGCGGCCUGAACGAUACUAGCUUCACUCCGGAGGUGGUCGCACCAGCGGCCGAUGAACCUACGAACAGGAAGAUCGCCAUGGUGACUAAUAAUUAACUGGCUUCACUACGAAUCAUUCAUGGAUCACUUUUAAUUAAUUACAAUGAAUAAAAAGAACGAGAGGCGAGGCAUAAAUAAUUAUCUGGUUUUCUGUUCCUACCGGUGGCCUCCCUCGUUCUCGUUUUUAUGUUUUACGUUAUGUUUUACGUAGUGUUAAGUUGGUGUGAGUCUAUCACCUUAAUUA